AAGCAGCCAUGGACAUCCUCAAGACGGAGAUCGAGCGGAAGCGAAAGCUGCUGGAGGAGAAGGAGCUGCUGGGGGGCAAUAAAAAGUAUUUUAAGCGCAGUGAAUUAGCUAAGAAGGAAGAAGAAGCAUAUUUCGAAAGAUGUGGCUACAAGCCUGUAAACGAGAAGCCAUCAGGAGAGAUACAACAGGAGGAGGAAGAGGAAGAAAAGAAGGCAAUCACUUCAUCAAAUCCUGUGUUGGAACUUGAGCUGGCAGAGGAGAAGUUGCCUAUGACUCUUUCCAGACAAGAGGUUAUUCGGAGAUUGAGAGAAAGGGGGGAGCCAGUCAGACUGUUUGGAGAAACAGAUUACGAUGCCUUUCAGCGAUUACGAAAGAUAGAAAUUCUGGCACCAGAAGUGAACAAGGGACUGAGGAAUGAUCUGAAGGCGGCUUUGGAUAAGAUUGAUCAGCAGUAUCUGAAUGAAAUUGUAGGUGGCCAAGAACAGGGAGAAGAUGACACACAGAAUGAUCUCAAAGUCCAUGAAGAGAACACAACCAUUGAAGAGCUGGAGGCGUUGGGAGAAUCAUUAGGACAAGGUGAUGAUCAUAAGGACAUGGAUAUCAUAACCAAAUUCUUAAAGUUUCUUCUUGGAGUCUGGGCUAAGGAACUGAAUGCCAGAGAAGAUUAUGUGAAACGUGGUGUACAGGGAAAGUUAAACAGUGCCACCCAAAAGCAGACAGAAUCAUAUCUGAGACCACUAUUCAGGAAGCUUCGGAAAAGGACUCUUCCUGCAGAUAUUAAAGAAUCAAUAACGGAUAUUAUCAAGUUUAUGCUGCAAAGGGAAUAUGUGAAGGCCAAUGACGCCUACCUUCAGAUGGCUAUUGGAAAUGCUCCUUGGCCAAUUGGUGUCACUAUGGUUGGUAUCCAUGCCCGAACUGGACGAGAGAAGAUUUUCUCAAAACAUGUGGCUCACGUUCUAAACGAUGAAACUCAGCGGAAAUACAUCCAGGGUUUGAAGAGGCUCAUGACCAUAUGUCAGAAACACUUCCCUACAGACCCAUCCAAAUGCGUGGAGUAUAACGCUUUGUGACACGAUGGCCAACAGUUUUGGAUAUAUGGACAGUGAGAGAAGAGCACCAUCUCUAUAAGAACUCUUGAUCUGUGCAUCAAAGUGGGCUAAAAUGGAUGAAGAAAAGCCAGGUGCUUUACCUAGGUUCAGUUGGACAGGUCACAGUCAUUUGUACUUGGAUAAAGUUGUAUAUUUUAAAAAAAAUCCUAUUUUAUUUUUAGGGGAAUAUAUAUUUCCAGAAAUGUAUAUAGUUCUUGCACUUGGGUUGCAUAUUAAGACACAAUGUGAAUUACUAGCCUAUUCAUCCCUGUGGUUUAUUCAUGCCUUUCUUUGUGGAUGUAGGGAUGGAAACUCAAAAGCAUAUUAUUAUGUCUGAAACAGGGAUUUUGGUUUAUUGCAUCCAAACAAGUCUGAAUUAGAAACCAGUUGUAAAUCCUUGUUUAUGGAAUCCCUUCCUAUCUUAUUCACCAGCGCAUAUAAAGAGAGGAGGAAAAUG
Sceloporus undulatus (fence lizard) is the source of this 1545-nucleotide messenger RNA. It is a transcript of the gene PRPF18, whose product is annotated as pre-mRNA processing factor 18. NCBI's taxonomy places the organism in Eukaryota, Metazoa, Chordata, Lepidosauria, Squamata, Phrynosomatidae. The transcript has 11 exons. Gene Ontology annotation, cellular component: U4/U6 x U5 tri-snRNP complex; U2-type post-spliceosomal complex; U5 snRNP. Gene Ontology annotation, biological process: RNA splicing; generation of catalytic spliceosome for second transesterification step. Bases 9 to 1070 code for a protein of 353 amino acids. The record is from RefSeq and is a predicted model, not a curated record.